This is a messenger RNA of Paramacrobiotus metropolitanus, 2761 nucleotides long. RefSeq names its product glutamate receptor ionotropic, kainate 2-like. Lineage: Eukaryota; Metazoa; Tardigrada; Eutardigrada; Parachela; Macrobiotidae. Gene Ontology annotation, biological process: monoatomic ion transport; synaptic transmission, glutamatergic; modulation of chemical synaptic transmission. Gene Ontology annotation, molecular function: glutamate receptor activity; transmitter-gated monoatomic ion channel activity involved in regulation of postsynaptic membrane potential. The transcript has 11 exons. The coding region runs from base 39 to 2429 and encodes 796 amino acids. The record is from RefSeq and is a predicted model, not a curated record. Gene Ontology annotation, cellular component: plasma membrane; postsynaptic membrane.
GUGUGUGAUGUUGCCGGUGUGUUCGUGGUAUCUCCAGGAUGAAAGAAAAGAUAUUUAUGAAGCGCAGUUCUGUUCUGUUGGUGGCGUUGUAUUGGUCAGCUGUAUGUCGCGUUUUUGCACUUCCGGAUAGUUUAACUGUGGUGGGACUUUUUAAUGAUCCCUUGUCGGACUUAAAGUACGUCUUCGAUUACGCCAUCAGCAGCGUAAAUGAAGACAGUGAUCUGCGGAUAUCCGGGACGAGAUUAGAUGGGAAAAAGCAUGAUAUUCCACCCUUCGACAGUUUCCGGGCUUCCAAGCAGGUAUGCCGGAUCCUUCAUGAACAAGUGCUGGCCGUAAUGGGCCCGCAGAAUCCUUUCUCCAGUGAUAAUGUGCAAUCCAUUGCCGAGUCGCUGUCCAUUCCGCACAUUGAGGCGCGCUGGGAUUAUCGGAUCUGGUCGCCUAAUGAAUCUUUCUCUACAAACGUCUAUCCCGAUUAUCGGGUACUCAGUCGGGCUUUCAGCGAUAUUGUCAAGCUGUGGCAGUGGCCUUCCUUCACCAUUUUAUACGAAACCAAUGAAGGUAUAAUAAAGCUACAGGAAUUGCUUCGUGGAGCAACCAAGAUGAAAGUUUCCCUGAGAUUAUUAAAAGGUCCCGAUUACCAUGAUGUGCUGAAGGACGUGCGUGCGAGCGGUGAAUCACGAAUAAUUCUGGAUUGUCACGUCAGUAAAGUACCGGACAUUUUACAUCAAGCUCAACAGCUCAAGUUGACCUCCCCGUAUUACCAGUACCUUCUGACAACCCUGGAUUUGCACACAAUUGACUUGUCCACAUUUGUCCACGAUCAUCCCAACAUCACCGCCUUCCGUUUGGUAAAUCCCAGAGCGAAAAAUGUUCAAACGGCCGUGCGGGGCUGGACCGCGCACAGGAUUACACCGGGAUCCGUUGGCACGGUGCCCAGCAAUUUGGUUGUAACAACUGAUCAAGCCCUGUUCUACGAUUCCAUGCUACUAUUGGCCAAAGCCUUAACCCGUCCGGAAGUGGCUGAUCUCGCCACGGUGCCCGUUAACUGCGACAACGAACAGGCCUGGUCCCGUGGUCGCGAUUUCGUGAAUGCCCUGGCAGCGACACAAGUCAAAGGGCUAUCGGGAAUGAUCAAAUUCAACGAAAAUCGCAGCCGCACUGAUUUUAAGCUGGACAUUGUGCAACUAUUGUCGAGAGGCUACCAGGAAGUAGGGCGUUGGAAUCCGCGCGAUGGUGCGGUUAUUACAUGGAAUUAUACGGAUCAUUAUGCUCAGAUCUCAUCAUCCAUGAGGAAUAAAACUUUAAGAGCAAUAACCAUAAGGGAAGACCCGUAUGUGAUGUGGAAAAGUGACCACGAGACGAGAGUCGGCACGGAUAAAUACGAAGUGACAGCAUAUGUUAUCGUAUCCUUGACGAUCUUCGUGUUAGCCCGCUUUUCGCCUUACGAAUGGUACAAUCCACAUCCGUGCAACGAGGAAGGAGACGUUGUGGAGAAUCAGUUCACCAUAUGUAAUUCACUGUGGUUUACCAUCGGAUCGUUAAUGCAGCAAGGAUCCGAUAUUGCUCCGAGGGCUGUUUCUACUAGAGUAGCGGCCGGAUGUUGGUGGUUUUUUACGCUGAUUAUGAUUAGCAGCUACACAGCCAAUUUGGCUGCUUUCCUAACAGUGGAACGCAUGAAGUUGCCCAUUGAGAGCGCGGAUGAUUUGUCAAAGCAGAAUCUCAUCCGUUAUGGCUGCUACCACGGUGGAGCGACGUAUAACUUUUUCAAAGACUCAAAACUUCCCGUAUACAAGCGCAUGUGGGAUGCCAUGAGCGCCGAUCCGUCCAACUUUGUUAAGAAAGGCGCAGCUGGUGUGGCAAGAGUGAAAAACGAUAAAUACGCCUAUUUGAUGGAAUCACCAUCCCUGGAAUACGAAAUGUCCAAGGACUGUGAUUUAACGCAAAUUGGCAAUUUGCUGGACUCCAAAGGAUUUGGUAUUGCCACACCGCAAAACUCACCAUACCGGGACGAAAUUUCCAAAGCAAUAUUAAAACUGCAAGAAAACAGUGUGCUGCAUAAAUUGAAAGAAAACUGGUGGAAGAAGAACAAUUCGUCCUCGUGUGACAGCAUCUCCAAACCACAGGAUCAAGCCAGCGAACUGGGAUUAGCCAAUGUCGGUGGCGUGUUUGUCAUUUUGAUAGCUGGGCUUAUUUUGUCAUUUGCCGUGGCCAUCUUGGAGUUCGUUUGGAAAGCCAGAAAAACAUCGAUGCAUUAUCGCGACCCUAUCGGAACGGAGAUGAGCCGGGCUUUAUGUUUUGCGGUGCGAUUGCACGGGUCAUCCAAAAAGCCGGUGGUGAGACCUUCGCAUGAAACACUGGAAAAUCCAAAUAACUACGAUCUGUCACGGUCAACCUCGGUGCCGCUCAGUAAAGGAAAAUACUUAAUGUGAUGCAUUUUUUCUUUAACUCUUCCGCUUAUUACGGUAGCUGUAGCUGACCACAGAAAACAUGGUGAACUACUUAAACAAAAUAUGGAACUACAGUACUGCGAUAAAGAGAGCCCUGGACGGCAUAUGAAUGCUUUAAUUAAGGUUUUCCAUUAACUACUGUGUUAUUUUGGUUGUGUGGCUUCGUUACGCUACUAACACAAAAACAGGUGUCUAUGAAGGGAUGGAAACCCGAUUUACUGGUGCUGAGUUGUCUUUAUCUGAAACGUAUGCGUCUGGAGGACAUCAAAAUUGAUGAAAAGCAAAACACAGAAAACAAACAAAUAUGUAUCCAA